AUGGCCACGUACAAUCACUCGUAUGUGUUCCAGUUUGAACAACAAGUAAAUGGCUCUUUCUAUGAAGACUACAUGAAGCGGCAUUGGGCGGACAGCUUUAUUUAUUCUACCGUCUACGUCGUCGUCGUGUUCUGUGGGAAGAAAUGGAUGGAGAAUCGCCCUCGGUACGAUCUGAGACCCUACCUCGCCACCUGGAGUUCGAUACUGGGUAUAUUUAGUAUAUUUGGAGCAAUUAGGACUGUCCCAGAAUUGAUUUCCUCCGUAAGGGAUCAUGGAAUGGAGUAUUCGCUGUGUGUCCCGUCCCAUCUUCAGGGUGUGACCGGAUUCUGGUGUUUCUUAUUUGCACUUUCGAAAGUAUGCGAGCUAGGAGACACUGCUUUCAUCAUUCUUAGAAAGCAACAACUCAUAUUUUUACACUGGUAUCAUCAUUUUACAGUUUUACUCUAUGUUUGGUACAUGUACACGUUAGCCGCGGGAUUUGGUAGAUGGUUUUCAGGGAUGAACUACGCUGUGCAUGCCAUUAUGUACAGUUAUUAUGCAUUGCGAGCCAUGAAAUUCCGUAUACCCAGAUUUAUCAGCAUGAUGAUUACAACUCUUCAACUGAGCCAAAUGCUGGUUGGGUUUGCUAUCACAUGUUUAGCCUACGAGCUGAGUUUAAGAGGUAAACAAUGUAGCAAGUCCAAUGGGGCAAUCACAUACGGAAUGAUUAUGUAUGCUUCAUAUUUCGUUCUCUUCGCCCGUGUCUUUUAUACAAACUAUCUCGCCGAAAAACCCAGAAUGAGCUAUGUUGAUACUUUGGACCCAAAGAAAAGGAACUGA
Ylistrum balloti is the source of this 819-nucleotide messenger RNA. Its product is annotated as elongation of very long chain fatty acids protein 6-like. NCBI's taxonomy places the organism in Eukaryota, Metazoa, Mollusca, Bivalvia, Pectinida, Pectinidae. Gene Ontology annotation, molecular function: fatty acid elongase activity. Gene Ontology annotation, cellular component: endoplasmic reticulum membrane. Bases 1 to 819 code for a protein of 272 amino acids. Gene Ontology annotation, biological process: sphingolipid biosynthetic process; fatty acid elongation, saturated fatty acid; fatty acid elongation, monounsaturated fatty acid. The transcript has a single exon. The record is from RefSeq and is a predicted model, not a curated record.